UUUAGCUGGGCUAGUUUACAGGGUUGGCCACUAACUGGAGCGACGCUAGCAAGCUAGCAAGAGGGGGGUGUCAACUCUGUGUCAACCACGGUUUCUGCAGUAGCUGGCUAGCUAGUCACACUAGCAAGCCAAAACAAACCUGCGGAACAUCAGCCUUCAAGUAGCUGUAGGCCGCAAGGGCUUGGGUUUUAAGCUGCACUGCUGUUAGUGCGCUUGCUGGCUAGCUCAUUGUACAAUUUGUAGCUCAUAAACGAACGUUAGCUAACUCUGUUCUUGGAGUCGUUCACGUUAAGUUAUCAAGAGAAAGGGCUUACGACAAAAUGAAAGAAGGGAUAGAAGGCACGGAUACGUUUUUGAGCCCAGGCAAAGGGCGAGGACUAAAAGCCCUGAAACAUUUCAAAGUUGGGGACCUCGUGUUCGCAUGUCCAGCGUACGCAUACGUUUUGACAGUGAAUGAGAGAGGUGCCCACUGUGAAUUAUGCUUCACGAGACAAGAGGGCCUGUCCAAGUGUGGAAAAUGCAAACAGGCCUAUUACUGCAACGUGGACUGCCAGAAAGGCGAUUGGCCCAUGCACAAGCUGGAGUGCUCAGCCAUGUGUGCCUACGGAGAGAACUGGUGCCCCUCGGAGACAGUCAGGCUGGUGGCCAGAAUCAUCGUGAAACAGAAACUGCAGAAAGACAGGACACAGUCUGAGCGGUUGUUAACCUUGAGAGAGUUUGAGUCACACCUUGACAAGCUUGACAAUGAGAAGAACGAGAUGAAUGAAGCCGACAUCGCCGCACUCCAUCACUUUUACUCCAAAUACCUCGACUUCCCUGACAAGGCCACUCUCAAUGAGCUUUUUGCUGGGGUUAACAACAAUGGGUUCACCAUUGAGGACGAAGAGCUGUCUCACUUAGGUUCAGCAGUAUUCCCAGAUGUUGCGCUGAUGAACCACAGCUGUGACCCCAAUGUCAUUGUGACCUACAAAGGGACAACGGCAGAAGUGAGGGCAGUCCGGGACAUCAGCCCUGGAGAUGAGAUUUUCAACAGUUACAUCGACCUGCUCUAUCCCACGGAGGACCGGAAUGAGAGGCUGAUAGAUUCCUACUUCUUUGAGUGUGAUUGUCCGGAGUGUACCUCAAAAUCCAAGGAUAAGGCCAAGAUGGAGAUCCGGAAGAACCUGAGCACGCCGCCAGAGCCGGAGGAAAUUCGAGAAAUGGUGACGUACGCCAAGAAUGUCAUUGAGGAGUUCCGGAGGGCAAAGCAUUACAAAACCCCAAAUGAACUGUUGGAGAUCUGUGAAUUGAGUCUGGAGAAGAUGGGCGCUCUCUUUGCGGACACAAACGUGUACAUGCUUCACAUGAUGUACCAAUCCAUGGGAGUGUGCCUCUAUCUGCAGGACUGGGACGGAGCUAUGAAAUAUGGGGAGAAGAUCAUUAAGCCAUACAGUGUGCACUAUCCUCUUUAUUCUCUGAACACGGCCUCGAUGUACCUGAAGCUAGGUAGACUAUAUUUAGGACUGGAAAAGAAGUCACUUGGAGUCAAGGCUUUAAAGAAGGCACUGGCCAUAAUGGAAAUUGCCCAUGGCAAGGAUCACCAUUACAUAGCUGAGGUCAGGAAAGAGAUGGAGGAGCAGCAAUGAGAGGACCAUAGGAGCGCCUGACCACCAUGAUGUUUUGCACCAACAGAGCUGCAUGGCAUGCAUCUUAUACCUCUACUUCAGUCCUUACAACCAACUGAUGUCAGAACAAUCUUCAACUCUUUCUAAUAAAUGUUACACGUGGACAAUUUUGGUGGUGCACACCUGUCAGCAUCGCAAGUUACUCACCUGUGUGUCUCUUCAUCUCUGUAUCUUUUUUUGUGGAUUUGUUAAGUGUUUGAUAGAGCACCUUGUCAGAAGAAUAUUCUGCACUAAUACAACAAGGGCUUUUUCUUUCUUUUUUUUUUUUUUUUACAAAAAGGCAACAAAGCAUAAAAUUCAUCAAGUAACAAAACUGUAGUAAAUGGAUCUUUUUGUCCUUUUGCAUAUUGUAGCAACAUAUGGGAAACGCAAAACACUGGUGUGAAUCUGAACGAGACGAGAAUGUAUAUUAUUUUCAGUAUUGCCAGUUGCAAGGAUAUUGCAUGAUUUAUUUUGCACAGACCACAUGCAUAAAGUUCAAUGAAAAUUGUCUUGAUUAUCUUCUUUUUUUUUUUUUAAAUGACUCUCAAUAGAACUAGACCAGACUUUGGAAAUAACUCACUCUCUUAAGUCUCUUUUUCAUAAUGUUGUCUCUGGUUUGUUGUUCUGUUGUUAUUUCCUGACACGUGGCAUGGGCCAUACUGGAAUGCAAAAAAAAAAGAAAUAUAUAUGUACCGUUAUUGCAUCAACCUUACAAUAAUAAACUCCAAAUGCAA
Molecule: messenger RNA, 2380 nt
Organism: Clupea harengus (Atlantic herring)
Lineage: Eukaryota; Metazoa; Chordata; Actinopteri; Clupeiformes; Clupeidae
Gene: smyd2a
Product: SET and MYND domain containing 2a
Cellular component (GO): nucleus
Molecular function (GO): protein binding
Source: RefSeq, a predicted model, not a curated record